Molecule: messenger RNA, 1258 nt
Organism: Aegilops tauschii subsp. strangulata
Lineage: Eukaryota; Viridiplantae; Streptophyta; Magnoliopsida; Poales; Poaceae
Product: large ribosomal subunit protein bL21m
Biological process (GO): translation
Cellular component (GO): ribosome
Molecular function (GO): structural constituent of ribosome; RNA binding
Source: RefSeq, a predicted model, not a curated record
AACAUUUCCAUUUCUACCCUCCCCUCUCCUCCCUCUUCCCUCCGCCGCCGCCGCCGCCGCCGUAGCCAUGGCGACGCGGCGAUCCCUCCUCCGCCUCCUCACGCGCGGCCUCGUCCCGCACGCCCCGCAGCCCCUCGCGCCUGCCUCGAUCGCGGCCCGGACCCUGACCUCCCUGCCCCGGCCCCUCGCCCCCCGCGCCGCCGCCUCGCUCCGGCUCUUCCCCCCGCGCUGCCACUUCGCGACCCGCUCGUCCGACGACGAGGGGGACGACGAGGAGCACUACGAGGACGAGGAGGACGGGAGCGGGGACGAGUGGGGGGAGGACGACGAGGAGACGCCCGCCGCGAAGCCGCCCAGCGGGAAGACGGAGGAGGAGAAGCUGGCGGAGGCGAACGAGAUCGGGUACAAGGUGGUCGGCCCGCUCGGCGCCGACGAGAAGCCCUUCAAGCCCUACGAGCCCGUCUUCGCCGUCGUCCAGAUUGGUUCGCACCAGUUCAAGGUGAGCAACGGCGACUCCAUCUUCACGGAGAGGCUCAAGUUCUGCGAUGUGAAUGACAAGUUAGUUUUAAAUCGAGUUCUCAUGCUUGGCUCACAAGCUCAAACAAUAAUUGGGAGGCCAAUUCUUACUGAUGCUACUGUUCAUGCUGUCGUCGAAGAGCAUGCUCUAGAUGCAAAAGUUAUCAUAUUCAAGAAGAAAAGGAGGAAAAAUUACCGCCGAACAAGGGGACACCGUCAGGAAUUGACAAAGCUGAGGAUAACCAACAUCGAAGGAAUAGACAAGUCCUUUAUUCAACAAGAAGGAACAGAUAAGCCAGAGAGUGCCGCUGUUGCUGCCUAAAUUAAGAUGAUGAAUCAAGGAAGGUUGCUGUUUUGUGUUCAUGCCGACAAUACCAAGCGAUCCUUGAUGCUGGUGUUGGACAUUCCUCGGUCAAUUCUCGAUACGUGUCUGUUGCUUUUGUUCUGCUUAACUAAUUCAAAGAUUGAGUCGAAGCUGAAGGCUCUGUCUCUGUAUCGUCAUUUUAACGCGCAAGCCUCUCGAGCUAUGCCUCUCAUGUAAUCAGCUCCAGUGUCUUGAUAAGUUUAGAAUCUGGAUACCCUGGUGUGGAUCAGCUCCUGUAGUUUAUAGAGCUACACUGAUUUUCUAUUAUUUUUUUGUUUCCUUCACCAUACGCUGUUGAAUGUGCUCUGAUACACAUCCCUGCGAUGUCCACUGUCUACUCUUCAAUCCAUAAAUAAUGAAACUGAAAUGUUUAGUUUC